This is a messenger RNA of Penicillium brasilianum, 897 nucleotides long. The record is from the annotation of a GenBank genome assembly. Lineage: Eukaryota; Fungi; Ascomycota; Eurotiomycetes; Eurotiales; Aspergillaceae.
AUGGCAGACAAGAUCUCAAUUACCAUCUGCGGUGACGGCGGCUGCGGCAAAUCAUCCAUCACCUUACGGCUGGUCCGUAGUCAAUGGAUUCAUGAAUAUGAUCCAACAAUCGAGGACUCAUACUCUGUGACCCGCACUGUCGACGGACUCCCAUACUUUCUUUCAAUCACCGACACCGCCGGUCAAGAAGAAUACCGCGGGUUAUGGACCGCAUCGACGGUCAAAUCAGACGCAUUCUUGCUCGUCUACGAUAUCACGAAUCCAUCCAGCCUGCAUACGCUCGACUACUUCAUGGAGAUGAUCAACCUAGAAGCCGAGCAGCGCGUGGAAGAUAAUGAUCGGCUGCGCAAGGAGUUGGUGAACAAGGGUGUAGACAUUAAAGAGCAGAUCGGGCUGCCGCCGCCAGUGAAGAUCGUAGCUGGUAACAAGUGCGACUUGAAGGACGGGCGUGCAGUCCCAGCGCGUGAGGGAUUGGAGUACGCGCGCAAGCAUGGUUGUGGGUUCAUGGAGACGAGUGCAAGGGAGAUGGUGAACAUCGAAGAGACUUUUGCCCUGCUUGUCCGUCGUGUGAUCGAAGCACGCCGUCUCCAUCAGCAGGGCACAUUGCCGAGUCGACGCCCACCUUCGCGCGCGGGGCAAUCAGUGCAUACAACGGCAUUGCCGCCAACGACGACCGAUGCCAUCGUAACAGGAUCGCGCGAGACUCGCUCCCGGCGCAGUCGAUUCUUUAGUCUGCGUAUCAGCCGGAAACUGAGUGGACCCGCGAGUCCGAUUGGGAUGUGCAAGCGUCGGGCUUCGCAAGCAGGGAUGAAUGAGAAAGAGUCAAACAAGGACGAGGAUGUUGAGCCACAGGGCUGCUUUUUCAGACAGAUGUGCUGCUGCUGUCGGGGAUGUUGA